This is a messenger RNA of Salvelinus namaycush (lake trout), 1548 nucleotides long. RefSeq names its product mitochondrial carrier homolog 2 (gene mtch2). The coding region runs from base 56 to 961 and encodes 301 amino acids. Gene Ontology annotation, cellular component: membrane; mitochondrion. The transcript has 13 exons. Gene Ontology annotation, biological process: positive regulation of apoptotic process. NCBI's taxonomy places the organism in Eukaryota, Metazoa, Chordata, Actinopteri, Salmoniformes, Salmonidae. The record is from RefSeq and is a predicted model, not a curated record.
CCUUCUUCUCUUCCCGGCUGGUGGGAGGAGAAGAAUCCUGUCAGUUUGCUCCAUAAUGGCGGACACGUGUGGCCAAGUACUUCUGGGGUCUGGAUUAACGAUCCUUUCCCACCCCCUCAUGUACAUCAAAGUUCUAGUUCAGGUUGGCCAUGAACCUCUCCCUCCCUCCCUUGGAAGAAACCUGUUUGGUAGACAAGUGUACCAGCUGCCUGGAUUGUUUGCCUAUGCGAAGCACAUCAUAAAGAUUGAUGGCAAGGCAGGUCUCUUUAAUGGCCUAGCCCCCAGGCUCUGUGCAGGGACCAUCGGCACCCUUGUACACAGCAGAGUCUUGCAGAGAUGCCAGGAUGCAGGCAAAUAUGAGGUGUCUGGAACCAGUCAGAAAGCUGAAGAGGGAUCUUUACAGCAUGUUGUGAAUGAGACAACAAAAGAGAUGAUAGCCCGCUCCUGUGCCACGAUCGUCACGCACCCCUUCCAUGUGAUCACCUUGAGAUGCAUGGUCCAGUUUAUCGGUAGAGAAACCAAGUACAGUGGAGUGUUUGAUUCCAUCGUCACUGUCUACAAGAAUGAAGGAGUUCUGGGAUUCUUUGCGGGCCUUAUUCCUCGUCUGCUGGGUGACGUGCUCUCUCUGUGGAUCUGCAACAUGCUUGCCCACCUCAUCAACACAUACGCCAUUGAUGACUCAAUGAGUCACACAGGAGAAAUAAAGAACUGCUCUCAGGCUGUGACUGGGUUCUUGGCCAGUAUGCUCACAUACCCCUUUGUUUUGGUGUCAAACCUCAUGGCUGUCAAUGACUGCGGGCUGGCUGGCGGCCUCCCUCCCUAUGCUUCUAUAUAUCCAACCUGGGUGGACUGCUGGAGGCACCUGAGCCUAGAGGGAAACAUGAGCAGAGGCAACAGUUUAUUUUUCCGGAAGCUGCCUGUGGGGAAGACGUAUGCAAUCGACCAGAAGAGAUUUCUUUAAAGUCUUGAACUACCUGCAUAGAAUCUAAUUGUAAUUAUAUAAAUUGACAUUGCCUGAAUGGGGGUGGAUCGCUGGCAUCUAAUCCUUUGUAUGCACUUGUUUACUUUUUUUUUUUUUAACAACCUGUCAUCAAGUAAAGAACUGCUUUGAUUGGAAAUGUGAAGAGCUUCCUUUUAAUAGACAUUUGUAAAACUGUACUGCGGGUUAAUUAAAUGGAGCCGUUUCACCUAAAUCCAGGAACAAACAAGAUGUUCCUCUUUCUGUGAUGGGAGACUGACUUAUGUCACCUAUUGCCAAUGUAUACCAAGUUUCGGAAUACCCUGUAUAUCUGGAAUGGAGGCUCUCCUUGUUGAGUUUGAUGGAAGUUUUAUUGAAAACGUGCAUGUAAUGUUUAAUUCAAAGGGAUUUUGGUCCCUUGUGUUAUGGACGUGAUCAUGCUACAACUUCAAAGGGUCCAUGUGGUGUUAAGGUAAUUUUGGGCCACACUGUGCUAUGGAGUUGACAAAUGUCUAUCGCCUUGUCGAAGCAGUCAGGUGCUUGUAUUAACUCAUUGACUGAUCCAAAUAAAGAUGCUUUUUUUUGACUUA